Sipha flava (yellow sugarcane aphid) is the source of this 6708-nucleotide messenger RNA. Its product is annotated as CLIP-associating protein 1-like. The record is from RefSeq and is a predicted model, not a curated record. Gene Ontology annotation, molecular function: ATP binding; methionine-tRNA ligase activity; tubulin binding. Gene Ontology annotation, cellular component: cytosol; aminoacyl-tRNA synthetase multienzyme complex. The transcript has 14 exons. Lineage: Eukaryota; Metazoa; Arthropoda; Insecta; Hemiptera; Aphididae. Gene Ontology annotation, biological process: methionyl-tRNA aminoacylation. Bases 376 to 6651 code for a protein of 2091 amino acids.
CCCUACACAUCCAUUAUUUUGUCCUUGACGAAAAAAAUAAAUCUGUUGUUGUUCUACUGCCUUCUUUUCCGUUCGGUGUGAUGAUUUUUAAGCCUAACGUAGAAUUAUUUUUCCUAUCGAAUUUUUUCGUGAUUAUUCUAUGUUCUAGCCGAUCGAGUGAAGUUACAUACUAGUCACAACCCACGACCAAAAAUUGACUCAACGUUUCAUAAGUUGAAACGUUUCCGCGAACAAAUGUGCACGACGGGAAACCUGUUAUCAUUUCAUGAUGAGUCCAAGUUGAUGGUCAUCGGUGGUCGUAUAAAUGUGUUGCAUGAUAAAGGAGUGUAGCAUUUAAAAACUUUUAUUAAACUACCUUUCACAUAAUCUGUUUUUAUGAACAUGGCUGCUGGAUCACCACAAGAUUUAGAUGGCUUUUUACCUCUACUAUCAACUUCUGAUAUAAGAAUGAAAGUCACUGUAGGUGGUAAAUUAUUUACUUACUUAGAGGAGCCUAGUAAUUCAGUUGAAUGUUCUGACAUUGGAAUGUUUAUUGAUGGAAUUGUUCAAUGGUUAUCUAAUAGCAAUCCAAAAGUUACUCAAUAUGGAAUAGAUAUUAUCACACAAUUGAUUACUAGAAUGAGAACAGAUUUUAGACCAUAUAUUUCGACUGUUUUACCCCUAGCUGUUGAUCGACUUGGUGAUAGUAAGGAAUCAAUAAAAGUUAAAGCACUCUUUCUUAUUAUGAAGUUAAUGGAAUGUGAUACAAUUAGCCCUCAGUCAUUAUUUGACAAAAUAUCAGCUAAUGCAUUCUAUCACAAAAACAGUAAUGUUAAAGAAGGAGCUAUGAAAUUAUUAUUGUCUACUGUUGAAGAAUUUGGUGCCAACUGUAUUGCUAUAUCAAAAAUUGUACCUAUGAUUAUUAAACUUUUAAGUGAUCCUAAUGUUCAAGUAAGACAUAAAGCGUUUGAAACACUUGUUGAUUUAUAUAAACAUGUUGGGGAUAAAUUACGUGUUGAUAUACAAAAGAAAUAUACUAUUCCUCAAGGAAAAAUGACAGACUUGAUGAAUAAAUUUGAUGAAGCUAAAGCAGCUGGAGAUUUAUUACCAUCUGCUUUUGUUGGACUCAGUUUAGCUGAUGAUGAUGAGACUGAUCGUGCUUGUAUGUCAGCACCUAGACGCAUUCCUGGUAGUGUUAAAAGACCCGGUUCAUUUUUCCCUCAAAAUUCUACGCCAUUACAACGAACUGGUUCUGUAAGGAAACCAAAUUCAGCAUCUUCUGCUUCUUCUCAUGCGGGUGCAGUUGAUGAAGACACUUUCGUUCGAUCCUUUGAAGACGUUCCUUCUAUACAGAUUUUUAGUGUACGAGAUUUAGAUGAUACAAUGAAAAAAUUGCAUGAAUCUAUUCAAGAUGGUAAUGAACAAUGGAAUAAGCGAGUUGAGUCUUUGAAGAAAAUUAGAUCACUUGUAAUAACUGGAGCAACAAAGUAUGAAGAGUUUUUCAAUAAUCUGAGGUAUUUAGAACAUUCCUUUCAAACAUCUGUUAAAGACUUACGAUCUCAGGUUGUUAGAGAAACAUGUAUUACAAUAGCAUUUUUAUCUCAACGUUUGGGCAUUAAAUUUAAUCAUUUCGCAGAGUCAAUUUUUAGUAAUUUAAUUGACCUCAUACCUAAUUCAGCAAAAGUAACUGCUUCAUCUGGGUUAGUUGCUAUAAGAUUUAUAUUAGAACAUACCCAUGCUCCCCGUAUUAUACCAAUUCUUGCAAAUAGUUUGGGAUCUAAGUCAAAAGAUAUUAGACGUGCAUGUUGUGAAUUUUUUGAUCAAAUUCUACGCACAUGGCCAACUCAAGCAUUAGAAAGACAUAUAACAAUACUUCAAGAUUCCAUUAAAAAAGGUAUAGCUGAUGCUGAUUCAGAUGCUCGUGUGUUAUCAAGAAAAUCUUAUUGGGGAUUUUGUGAACAUUUUCCAGAACAAGGAGAAGUAUUAUUAAAUAAGUUAGAGCCAGCAUAUCGUAAGGUAUUACUUACAAAUACUGGAUCCAGUUCAUGUUUGCCAAAAUCUGUAAUGGCUGAAAGUAUAAAAUUACCUUCUCGUCGUCCAGUAACUCCUCAAAAUAAUAUUUCAAUGAGAUCAAGCAGUGCCAUAGAUUUACAAGCUGCACAAAGAGCAAAAGCUCGGGCUCAAUAUGCAGCUCUUGCUAGACAAAAAGUAAACCCCAUGGUUUCCCCUCAAUCUGUUACCAAGAAAAGUAAUGAUGAUUUGCAUCAAUCAGAUAGAGUUGGAAGAUCAAGAGGUAGAGUGUCAAUAUCUCAACCAACUAGUCGUUCAGGAUCACCAUCUUCAAGAUUUACAUUUGGGCAACCAAAGUCACGAAGAGGCAGUUCUGGUAUACCCAGAUCUCAAGAUACUAGUAGAGAAGCUAGUCCUAAUAGGUAUAGUUCCCUUGGAUCACAUUCAAGUAGUAGACGACCACCUAUUUUACCAAUAUCUAGACCAAUAAUGGCACAAAAAAUAUUAAUGCAGAGUCGAGAAGCAGAAUCUGCUUUGGCUGAUGCUCUUGGUAGUACUACUACUGGUCAUAAAUCUCCAAGAAAAAUAUUGGGAAGGUCAAUAGAUGACCAUAGUGAUGAGAGUGAAACAUCUAGUAUUUGUUCAGAACGGUCAAUUGAUUCUCACAGAAGAACAUCAGAUUCAUUUUAUUGGAAUGGAUCACAACAUCGAUUACAUAAAGAUAUUUGGGAGAAUUCUAGUUUAGAUAUUGAAGAUAUAAUAUCUAAUUGUGAAAGUUCAAACUGGAAUAAUCGCAAAGAAGGUUUGGUAAGCUUACAAAGAUAUUUACAACAAGGAAAUAUUAUAAGUGAACUAUUAUUAAAAAGAUUAACAGAUAUAUUUACUAAAAUGUUUAUGGAUUCUCAAACUAAAGUCAUAAGUCUCUUUUUAGAUGCUCUUAAUGAAUUAAUUGUUACCCAUAGCCAAUAUUUAGAUCAUUGGCUGUAUAUACUUUUGGCUAAGUUGUUUAAUAAAGGAGGUUCUGAUAUACUUGGUUCUGUACAUUCAAAAAUUUUAAAAACUAUGGAAAUUGUAAGAUUAUCAUUUCCUUGUGAUUCUCAGUUAACUGCUGUAUUUAAAUUUCUAACAGACCCAACACAAACACCUAAUGCUAAAAUGAAAAUAUUUGCCAUGAGUUAUAUAUCAAAAUUAGCUGUUACUACGGAUCCGGGAUCAGCAUUUCCAUCUGCUGCUGAUGGAAAAAAAGAUUAUGCUACUUUAGCAUUAACAAAAAUGAUCGGAUGGACUAUGGGCAACAAUAUAAAGCAAGGUCCUGAAUUAAGACGUGCAGCUCAAGAAUCUAUACUAGCUUUGUACAGUUUAAAUGCAUCCCAAAUCACAUUAAGGUUAUCUCAAUUGCCAGAAGAGUAUCAAGAAGCAGUUUCUGGACUUAUAAAAAAUAGAGUAAGAAGAAGUAGUGUUGAUCAAUUAAUGUCUCCAAAAUAUCAUAGUCAUAAUCGACAGUCUCCAACAAAUCUUGCUUCACCACCCUUACAACAUGAUACUACUGAUAAUUUCAAUUCAGAAGAAAUAUAUAAGUCAUUAAAACAAACUACUGCUGAAAUACAAAAAUACAGUUUAGAAUGUCACUAUACUGGAGAAAGAGAUACUGCUUCCUAUGAUUCUGGAAUAAGUCAAAUGUCUGUUCGUACUGAAACUGAUAAUCAUAAUUUGAAUGGCUACAAAAAUGGUCAUACAACAGCAACUGAUGGAAUUAUUAAAAUACUUGAUGAUUUAGAUAAAGACACCUUGCAACUUGACUAUAAACAAUCAAAUUUAAAUCGUCUAAAAGAAUUAAUUAGAGAUGGUCCUGUUGAUGUGCUUGUAAAAAAUUUUAAAAAAAUAAUCAAAGUAGUUUUAAAAUUAUUAAUGGACAGUGAACCAAUCAUACGAGAACAAGCUAUUACUUUAAUUACAAAUUUAGUUCAAAAGCCAGAAAUGGUUACUUGUUUUCAUAAUUUUACUGAAUUGAUAAUUCUAAAAGUACUAAAUAUGUGUUGUGAUCCCUGUAAACCGGUUGUAAAAGUUGCAGAAGAAUGUUCAUUUGCCCUUAGUGUAUCAUUACAACCAGAAACAGUAGUCAGAGUAAUCACGCCUUUAAUAUCAGCAAAAGAAUUUCCAGUUAAUUUGAUGGCAAUCAAAAUGAUGACUAAACUAGUUGAUAUGUAUGGCAGUCCUCCUGUAGCUUCUCAAAUGAAAGAAAUAAUGCCUGGCUUGCUGCAAGGCUAUGAUAACCCUGAUAGUGCUGUUCGAAAAUCCGCUGUAUUUUGUAUGGUUUCAUUACAUAAAGUAUUUGGCGAACAAGAAUUUGCACCUCAUAUUUCAAGUCUAAAUGGCGCUAAGCUCAAGCUGUUAAACUUGUAUAUUGAACGUGCACAGCAGUCUUCCCCAACAUCGCCCAAGACAAAUUCAUCAAUGUCACUGACCGUCGACCUAGAUGAAGCCGAGUUAAUGAACGCAAAAAAUUCGUGGGUCUCUAAAUCCUGUCUGAAAGACCUCAAUAAAGUUAAUAGCGUACCAGUAUUACCUGUUAAAGGCGAAAAAAAUGUUCUUGUGACCUCAGCACUUCCUUAUGUCAACAAUGUUCCACAUCUUGGUAAUAUAAUUGGUUGUGUAUUAUCUGCAGAUGUGUUUGCAAGAUAUUGUCGAUUGCGUGGUUGGAAUACAUUAUUCAUUAGUGGUACUGAUGAAUAUGGUACAGCAACGGAAACAAAAGCUUUAGAAGAAAAAUUGACACCUCAACAGAUUUGUGACAAAUAUUUUAAAAUUCAUAGUGAAAUUUAUAAGUGGUUCAACAUAAGUUUUGACCAUUUUGGCAGAACUACAUCCGAUAAACAAACUGAAAUUGUUCAAAGCAUAUUCAAGGAAGUACAUGAUAAUGGGUAUACUACCACUGCUUCUAUGGAACAACUUUUAUGUGAAAAUUGCGAUCGAUUUUUGGCCGAUCGUUUUGUUGAAGGAACAUGUCCUCUGUGUAAAUAUGAAGAUGCUAGAGGUGAUCAAUGUGAUGGUUGUGGUCAUUUAAUAAAUGCUACUGAGCUUAUACAACCUAGGUGUAAGGUUUGUCAAAAAACACCUGUUAUACGUAAUUCUCAGCAACUCUUUUUGAAUUUACCCAAAGUUGAAGCUAAAUUAAAAGAUUGGGUAGAUAAAUCUGGAGAUAAUUGGUCUUAUAAUGCUAAAGUGAUUACUAAGUCUUGGAUGAAAGAUGGUUUGAAAGAAAGAUGUAUUACUAGAGAUUUGAAAUGGGGAAUUCCAGUACCAAUUGAAGAAUUUAAAUCAAAAGUGUUUUAUGUUUGGUUUGAUGCACCAAUUGGAUAUAUGAGUAUGAGUGCUGUUUACACACUAGAGUGGCGUAAAUGGUGGCAACCAGAAAUUGAUACUAAAGUAACAUAUUACCAAUUUAUGGCUAAAGAUAAUGUGCCUUUCCAUUCCGUUAUGUUUCCAGCUUGUCUUUUUGCUACUGAAUGCAACUAUACAUUUGUUAACCAUAUAAUGGCCACAGAGUAUUUAAAUUAUGAAGAUGGUAAAUUUUCUAAAUCCCGUGGAAUCGGAGUAUUUGGGAAUGAUGCUCAAAAUACUGGAUUGCCAGCAGAUGUUUUUAGGUUUUAUUUGCUGUUUGUUCGUCCAGAAUCUCAGGAUAGUUCAUUUAGCUGGGGUGAUUUAGCUACUAAAAAUAAUUCUGAGUUGUUGAACAAUUUAGGAAACUUUUGUAAUAGAGCUUUAGCAUUUUUAGAAAAGUUUUUUGAUUGUGUUAUUCCUGAAAUUCAAUUGGGAAAAGAUGAACUCACUUUAUUGGCACUUGUAACACGUGAUGUAAAAGAAUAUAUAAGUAUGUUAGAUAAGGCCAAACUUAGAGAUGGUUUACGACUUAUACUUUCUAUUUCUCGUCAUGGUAAUCAAUACAUGCAAUUCCAAAAACCAUGGGUAUUAGUGAAAGGGUCAUGCGAAGACAAAAUCAAAGCUGGUACUAUCAUUGGACUUAGUUGUAAUCUGGUGUGUUUAAUAGCUAUAAUGUUACAACCUUAUAUGCCACAAACCGUUAAUAUAAUCGGCAAACAAUUGAAUGUUGAUAUUUCAACAUUUUUAUUAAAUAAUUUUGUAUCAAUUUUCUUGCAACCUGGACAUAAAAUUGGAAAACCUGCUCCAUUAUUUGAUAAAAUUGAUGCAUCUGUUGUUAAUCAAUUAAAAAGUCGUUUUGCUGGUAAACAAAAUUCACCGGAAAAAGAAACAUUACUUGUUCCUGGGUUGGAUCUUACACAAAUUUCAAGUAUUGAACAAAUGGAAGAAGCUAUUUCUAAGCAAGGUGAUUUAGUGAAAUCAUUAAAGCAAGGUAAAGCUGAAAAAAGUGAAUGGGAACCAUACGUCAAAGGAUUAUUGGAAAUGAAGAAAAGUUUAGAACAAAUGAAAAUAGCAUCUAAUCCAAUAUCUAUAGAUGAUUUAGAAAAAGAAAUUUCAAAACAAGGCGAUAUAGUAAGAAAAUUAAAAGAAGCAAAAGUAGAAAAAAGUGAAUUACAGCCGGAAAUUAAUUUAUUAAUUCAAUUAAAAUCUAAACUUUCCUUAGUUAAAGGCUUACCAGCUGAUAAUGGACCAAAGAAGAAACAAAAACAGAAUAAAAAAUAAUCUUAUUAUAUAUCUAACUUAUACAUAUAAUAAAGUUAUUUCAUUUUUUGUUGUUCC